Messenger RNA from Diversispora eburnea, 202 nucleotides. The record is from the annotation of a GenBank genome assembly. NCBI's taxonomy places the organism in Eukaryota, Fungi, Glomeromycota, Glomeromycetes, Diversisporales, Diversisporaceae.
AAGGUUGUCCUAACCUAAAAAAAUUACAAAUCGAAGGAACCGGAGUGGAAGAAGACCUAAAGCACUUACCCAAAGUACUAGUAGCUGGUGGCAGUUUAGUGUUGAUUGGUCAAUCAGACACUGAAAGUCCUAAUUCACAACUUUACACCCAAAUUGGUGGUGUCACUGCUAUUGCUGGUCCUUUUGUGGAGACAAUUACUUC